AUGGCAAGAGUUGGACCAUUGAUAUGGUUUUGGUCUUUAGUUAUAUUACCAUUCACUGCUAUUGUUACAUUUAUUGUGACUUUGGUAGUAUGUACUCAAGUUUCAAAUGAUGCGCCGCCAGACGAAAAGUAUCCUCAAAUAUCUCAACUUGGUACUGGACAGGCAUAUCCUUAUUUUGUGACUGGAUUUGUUAUUUUAUCAAUUCAAUUAGUUGUAAUUCUUCUUGGUCGAAUUCAGUUUCUCUUUCAAACUCAAUAUAUUAUUCAUCGUGGUAUUAUAAGUAUUGUUCAUGCUCUUGGUCUUCUAUCCACUGGUUUUCUUCUUCUUAUGGCCAUUGCAAGUGUUGAUAGACGUCCUACAAUUCAUCUCACUGGUGCAUAUGGACUGUUUGGACUCAUUUCAUUGUAUUGUUUUCUUCAUACUGUUAUCGUCUUUUAUCUCUUUAUACGUCGAUUAGAUGCACCACAACAUUCGAAUAUUAUUUGGCCAAUAUGGUUUCUUGUCUGCAGUUUAUUAAUUAUUGCUUUUUUUGUUGUCUGGCUUAUAACUGCAGCGGGUAUUCCAGAAUAUAUUGCUGCUGGUACACCUUUUCUCUAUUUUCUUGGUUUUGUACCACAGUUUUGGAUGCAAGCAAGAAAGAAGAAACCAGAUUCUGUUUUAUUUAAAACAAUAACAUUUUCGAAUCAACCCUCUGCAUGA
Messenger RNA from Rotaria sp. Silwood1, 699 nucleotides. The record is from the annotation of a GenBank genome assembly. NCBI's taxonomy places the organism in Eukaryota, Metazoa, Rotifera, Eurotatoria, Philodinida, Philodinidae.